Molecule: messenger RNA, 1438 nt
Organism: Sorex fumeus (smoky shrew)
Lineage: Eukaryota; Metazoa; Chordata; Mammalia; Eulipotyphla; Soricidae
Gene: B3GALT4
Product: beta-1,3-galactosyltransferase 4
Exons: 1
Coding region: 128-1279 (383 amino acids)
Cellular component (GO): membrane
Molecular function (GO): N-acetyl-beta-D-glucosaminide beta-(1,3)-galactosyltransferase activity
Source: RefSeq, a predicted model, not a curated record
CGGGCGGGCGGGCGGGCGGCGCCGCGUUCCGGGCGAUGGGGCCGAGCCCCGGCGCGGCGGGGCGGCCGCGCUGCACCUGCGCUGCCCUCGCCCGGCCCGGCCGCCCGGCGCGCUGACCGGCCGCGCCAUGCCCCUGUGGCCCUCCCGGCGCCUCGUCCUCGCCGCGCUGCUGCUCGUCCUGCUCUGGACCCUCCUGGGCCCCUACGGCAUCGGCGAGGAGCUGCUGAGCCUCACGCUGCCCUCGCUGCUGCCCGGCCCCGCCUCGCCGGGACCCCCGCUGGCCCUGCCGAGCUUCCUCAUCGCCAACGAAGGGGCCUGCGGGGGUCCCGGCGCCCCGCCCUUCCUGCUCAUCCUCGUGUGCUCCGCGGUGGACCACCUGAACCAAAGGAACGCCAUCCGGGCCUCGUGGGGCGGGCUGCGCCAGGCCCGGGGGCUCCGGGUGCGGACCCUCUUCCUGCUGGGCCAGCCGGGCCCGGGACACCCCGCCGGGGCUGCCCAGGAGGCGCUGGAGCAGGAGUCGGCGGCCAAGGGGGACAUCCUGCAGGCCGCCUUCCUGGACACCUACCGCAACCUCACGCUCAAGACCCUCAGUGGGCUCAACUGGGCUGACAAACACUGCCCCGCGGCCCGCUACAUCCUCAAGACCGACGACGACGUGUUCGUGAACGUCCCCGAGCUGGUAUCGGAGCUGGUCCGGCGAGGCGGCCGGUGGGCGCGCUGGGAGACGGGCCCCGAGCCCCGGACAGAGGCUGCGGCUGCAGAGGACCGGGGGCGUGGCGCACAGCCCAUGGUGGGGGCCCCGCGGGUGCCGCUCCUGUACCUGGGCCGUGUGCACUGGCGCGUGUACCCCUCUAGGGCAUCGGGGAGCAAGCACCGGGUCGCUGAGGAACAGUGGCCGACUGCCCGCGGCGCCUUUCCAGCCUACGCCUCGGGCACCGGGUACGUCCUGUCCGCCUCUGCCGCGCAGCUGGUCCUGAACAUGGCCAGCCAGGUGCCAGCCCUGCCACUGGAGGAUGUCUUUGUCGGCGUGAGUUCCAGCCGCGGCGGCCUCACUCCCACCCACUGUGUCAGGCUGGCGGGAGCCACCCACUACCCCCUGGACCAGUGCUGCUAUGGGAAGAUCCUGCUGACCUCUCACAAGUUAGACCCCUGGACCAUGGAAAAGGCCUGGAAGCUGGUGAGUGGCUAUAAGGAAGAAAGGACUGCCCCCUUCUGCUCCUGGUACCAGCGGACCCUGGGCAUUGCCCGGUGCCGGCUCAUGGCCUGGCUUCACAGCUGAGAGCCUGGGCCGUGGGACCCCCUUACACUACCAUAAUCUCCCCGAUGGGCUGGGUUAGUCACCACCUCCCAGCAGAUACUGCAGUGUCUGAGCCAGGAAUACAAGAGAAACCCGGCGCCUGGCCUGGGUUAUCCGGAAGAAACCAAUCUUGUAAAAAGC